AUGCUCCAGGAAGAAGAGAUUCCACUGCAAGUGACUGAAACACCAGACUCGCCUGAAUACUAUCUUGAGUCAUUAUUAGCUGAGGCCUUUAAAGGGAAAGGGUUUCAGAAAAUAAGCGAAGCGUUACAGGAAAAGGAUAUUUAUCCUCAGAAGUACAGCAAACAACUAUUAAACCAACUGGACAAAGUUCUGAAAAAGGAACUGGACAAAAACAAAUUUUCAGAUGUUUCCUUGUUGCUGAAAUGCAUCCAGCUAUAUUGUAGAAGUGAUCCUCAGGAAGGUGUAAACCUGCUUCUUCAGCAAGGAUUGAUACCAAAGAUGGUCACUUGGUUUGAAAGAACUAGAGAAUUUCUGAGCCUGAUAGAGCCAAAAGAAAGUAAAUUCUUAGCAAAGCUUGUGGAAGACUUUUUUGACACAGCACUGGUCAUUAGCAAAAGCAAUGCUGAAGGGAAGAAACAGUUGCUUGAAUCCUUCAUACCGUACCUAGGACAUAUAGCUAUCGAACCUAAGGUGAACUGUGCCCUUCGACAGGAGGCUCUAAGAACCUUAAACACGCUGUUGGACAACGUAGCUCGGGAGGAACGGAAGAAGUUUGCAUUGUCUGAAGAGAUGUGUUCGCUUACGAAAGAACUUGCAAAAAUGAUUCUGGAUGUUGGAGACUAUGACAUCCAGGUUGCUAUUUUGGAAGCCCUGUUCAGGCUGAUGUUGAAAAAGUGGAGAGAUGACCUUGUUCACAAUUGGUUUGAAGAUAAGCACAUUGCUAAUGCCUUCAAAGAAAUCAAGGAUAGAGACUUUGAGACGGAUUGCAGGAAAUUUCUGAAUGAACUAAAUCAAAGACUUGGGGAUAAAAGAAGAGUGUUCUCAUUUCCUUGUAAAGCUGCUUAUGCUGACACAAAUAAGUUAUCAAAGCCAGCUGAUGAGAAAUUGGAGGAGUUUUGGGUUGACUUCAAUUGUGGAAGUGAGAGUGUGACCUUCUACUUAAAUAGCCCUGAGAGUGCUCUCUGGGAAUCUGUGAGAUUGCCAAAGGAAGAAGUCAGCAGUUAUUGUGUGGAAGAAGAAGGGGAAGAAAGGAUUCUUAAAAUGUGCUUGCAGAACCCCACUACAAUCAACAAAAAAGAAGUAACAAAGAUAAAAAUUCACUUCGAUAGCAAAUUUGAUAUUUCAAGCCCACUCAGUAAAAUAUCAGAAAAGGAUAAAAUGAUAAUACUGGAUAAAGCUGAUACCAAGAAUAGCAGGGAUCAGCCACAACAAUAUGGUGAGUUAGCAACCAAUUGUGCAGAGUGGAUAAAAGAUUCUGCAGGUACUGAUUCCUUAUCGGAUAUUUUUGGAUCACAGAGUGAUGAAUCCACUACUCUUAUGACCAAAAUGGCUACUCCUGUGGACGACUCUGCAGUUGAUAAAAGGCAACAGAUGGGACAAGAACAUGGCAGUCCUGGCCAAGCAUCCAUGGAUACAGCAGCAGUUUCUCUAAUGCAUGCAGCAGCUACAUUGAAAACUCCUCCACCAUUGCAACCUUCUCCCACGAAACAGAAGGAUAAGACUGUUGUCCACAGUGAGUCAAAUGCAGAAGUGGAAUCUGAUAUCCAGCCUGUAGAAAUACUCACUGUAGAGGAUAAUGAGAAAAGCAGAAAAAGAAGUUCAAGCAAAGAAAUGACAGAAGCAAAGAAGGAUGUAUAUGAAUUUGGAGACUUAUCUGACCCUGUGGCACACAAUAUGGUCACUGAAGUAAAACAUAAAGUCUUUGUCCGGAAGACCCCUUUGCACAGGAGUUUGGAAAAAGGAACAGCGGAAGUGCGCAAGGCUAAGCAAAAGCAGUCUGCUGGUUACAAGAAACAUCUCUUCUCUGAAAGCAACCAUGAAACUCCAAGCAACAGUGCUAGUGAGAAUGACUGGAUCCUUGACUCUCAGAAAAAAUCUGAGCCCAAAACUAUUGACUAUACUCGUAGAAGGCCAAAGGUCAGAAGCAAUUUAAAAGUGUUGCCAUUGUCUUCUCCAAGUAGUAGCAGUGAUCACAAUGCAAAGAAAGUUGGGAAUUCAUCCAAGCUCAGUGAAAUGGCCAAGAGAAGAAGAAGCACAAGGAUAAACAGCUUCUUAGCAGAGCAGCAAACUGAUGGCUUGGAAAUGGCAGAUGUCACUCUGCCAGUAAGGGGUGCCUCUUCCCUUGAUGACUCAGAUGCCAGUGGAAGCAAGAACUGUGAUGGCGCAGCCAGUACUCUGCCUCUGAAAGACCAGGUCUCUAAAUCUAAGCGCAAACUCACAGGAUUCCUAAGUGGUCUCCGUGAGAAGCGACUGAAAGGCACUGAGAGGAAAUCUAGUAAUGAGCAGUCUUCUAGCCUUUCUUUUGAACCCAAACGACUUUUUGAUUCCAUGGAGAAAGAAGAGGAAAGUUGUAAAGGGGAAACUAUAGAAGAUAAUGUAUCCCGCACAUUCCAGGAAGAAGUUGGUGAUUCUGGUGUUAUUGCUGCAUUUGAGACCUUCACAAAUGAAUUGAAGAAAACAUUUUGGUCUCGGUACAAGAGGAUAAAGAUUCACACGCGAAAUACCUUGAAGACCCCUGAACAGAAUGUGUUGGCGUUAUUGAAUCAGCUACACCAGUGCCGGCUGAAGGAACUGGAAAACUUCCACAGGAUUGUUGUCAAGGAACUAGACAAUCUGGAGAAGAGAGCUCGGUUUCUUUCAAGCCUUGAGAAGGAUACAGUGGAUACAGUCCAUGGAUGCAGGGCCAGAUGGAGCAGCAGUGAAUGUAAAGGAGGCAGUCCCAAAUGUUCAGAGAAAAACACCUUGAAUGUGACAAAACAGGAGCCUUGCUGUGUUUUAUGGAUUAAAGAUUCUUUUAUUCCAACGUAUGAUUUCAUUGACUAG
Molecule: messenger RNA, 2862 nt
Organism: Euleptes europaea (tarantolino)
Lineage: Eukaryota; Metazoa; Chordata; Lepidosauria; Squamata; Sphaerodactylidae
Gene: SYCP2L
Product: synaptonemal complex protein 2 like
Exons: 35
Coding region: 1-2862 (953 amino acids)
Source: RefSeq, a predicted model, not a curated record